This is a messenger RNA of Cylicocyclus nassatus, 762 nucleotides long. NCBI's taxonomy places the organism in Eukaryota, Metazoa, Nematoda, Chromadorea, Rhabditida, Strongylidae. The record is from the annotation of a GenBank genome assembly.
AUGAUUGAUCUGUUCAAAACAUCGAGGAUCGCCUCUCUUAUCAUGAUUGACUGCGAAAUUCCUGCCAGCUUGGCCGAAUGGCUGGAGCGUGAAUUUGUCCCAACGAUCUGCAUUGGAGCAAGCCGUCGCGCUAGAGCACUGCCUGAUGACGGAAACGUUCGAACUGACCAAAAGUACAAAGUCAAAAACCAGGGAAAAGUCUCUACUGGACUUUCUACAAAAGUCCUGUUCUCAUUUCGUAUGGACACUCUGGACAAAUAUUAUAUUGGAUCUUCUCACAGCUUCAUCAAUUAUGGAGAUAACAAAAUCUUGACUGACGACUGGCUCACGGCACUGUUGCAGAAAAUGCAUGGCAGUGAAUCUGUCGAUAAAGACGACGAGUUCAUCAGUCUUGGCAUACCACAUCGAUUUUCCAAUCUUGGCUCCUAUGAGGAUCAAGAUGAAAUAACCAAAAGAUAUAUUGCACACCUCAUCAAAAUCCAGAAGAAUGCCUGCUGAUCUUGACAGAUCUAGAAACCGAAACAUUGGUUGCUGACGUCUUGCUAUUCGCAAGCAGACUAUUAGUUUUUUCCUUUUCAGUAGCUCUAUAAAUGAUAUCAAUAGCCGAUUUGCUUUACUAUCUUUGCAGUGUAAUAUGGCAAUACCCUAUUCUUCUUUCUUGGUGAACAUAUGGAGUUAGGUUUAGUCCGCUGCUUGUGCUUAUUCGAAUAUUUGUUAAGUGAAUCAUGUUGCUUUAGAAUAAGGAAUUGUGAAGAAUUUGUA